This is a messenger RNA of Melitaea cinxia (Glanville fritillary), 3535 nucleotides long. RefSeq names its product hepatocyte growth factor-regulated tyrosine kinase substrate (gene Hrs). The record is from RefSeq and is a predicted model, not a curated record. Gene Ontology annotation, molecular function: metal ion binding; ubiquitin binding; phosphatidylinositol binding. Bases 117 to 3041 code for a protein of 974 amino acids. NCBI's taxonomy places the organism in Eukaryota, Metazoa, Arthropoda, Insecta, Lepidoptera, Nymphalidae. The transcript is spliced from 13 exons.
GAAACAAAAUAGAAAAUUGACACAGUGAGCUGUCAUUUUUCUGUCCAUUGAAGAAUCAUCAUAGUUGAUUAUCUAAAACAAAAGUUUGUUUGCUGUAAACGUUCUUGUUAUUAAAAAUGUUUCGUGCUAAUAAUUUCGAUAAAUUACUUGAUAAAGCGACAAGUAAUCUACGCCUAGAUCCCGAUUGGCCCUCGAUCUUACAGAUUUGUGAUUUAAUUAGGCAAAAUGAUUGUUCCCCUAAAUAUGCAGUGGUAGCUGUAAAAAAGAAACUAUACUCGCAGAAUCCACACCAGGCUAUGUUUGCACUUCUCGUACUUGAAAGUAUUGUAAAAAAUUGUGGAUCAGGAGUUCACGAUGAGGUAGCUUCAAAGGCAUUCUGUGAAAUGCUGAGAGAUUUGGUAAAAUCCACGCAACAUGAGAACUUGAAAACGAAGAUUUUAGAAUUAAUUCAAGCUUGGGCAUUUGCUUUCCGCAACAAUCCUAAGUACAGAGCUGUUCAGGAUACAGUGAAUAUUUUAAAAGCUGAAGGACACAAAUUUCCACCGCUUAAGGAAUCAGAUGCAAUGUUUUCUGCUGAUACAGCCCCUGAAUGGGCAGAUGGGGAAGUUUGUCAUAGAUGCCGUACAGCGUUUACGUUGAUGGUGAGGCGGCACCAUUGCCGUGCUUGUGGUCAAGUAUUUUGUCAGCAAUGCAGUUCUAAAACAUCAACAUUACCCAAGUUCGGUAUUGAAAAGGAGGUGCGAGUAUGUGACGCCUGUUUUGAUAAAGUAAGCCGUCCACCGUCUUCUACUGCAAAGUUAGAAAUUAUUGACACUGCCAGCGACUAUGGUUCAACUCCUGUGCAGGUAAAAUUUAAACGUCCUGGUAAAUCUGCUGAGGAGCUACAGGAGGAAGAAGAGUUACAGCUGGCGCUUGCCCUCAGCCAGUCUGAAGCCGAACACAAGGAGAAAGAACGCAAGUCUCGAUCUUAUAUCGCGCCUGAAACAACUUUACACCCCACAAUCCCGAGCCCGAGCACGGUGAGCGCGUCCCCCGAGCACGCGGGUUCAGCCCCGGAGCUGUCGCGCUACCUGGACCGCGGCUACUGGGAGCAACGCCAGCGGGAAUCGGCCGCGCCCACCGCGCCCUCGCACGCCGCCAACGACGCGCCCGAGCAAGAGUUCAGUAAGCCAUCGACUACAAAAGGACAAGUACAAGACGAUGAAGCCGAAGACAAGGAAAUUGAUGAGUUCAUCGAGUCGCUGAAAUCUCAAGUGGAGAUAUUUGUUAACAGGAUGAAAAGUAACUCAUCACGUGGUCGGUCAAUCGCAAACGAUACAUCUGUCCAAACUUUGUUCAUGAACAUCACGGCGAUGCAUUCGAAGUUGUUGCGCUAUAUUCAACAGCAGGAUGAUAAGCGAGUGUACUUGGAAAGUUUACAGGACAAGAUAACGCAGGUGCGCGACAGCCGCGCGGCGCUGGACACGCUGCGCGCGGAGCACGCGGCGCGACUGGCGGCCGCGGCCGAGGCGGCCGAGCGCACGCGCCAGCUGCAGAUGGCGGCCAAGCUGCAGGCGCUGCGCAGGAAGAAGCACGACUACCUGCAGUACCAGCGACAGCUGGCGCUGCAGCGCGUGCAGGAACAAGAAAGAGAAAUGCAAAUAAGGCAAGAGCAACAGAAGCAUCAGUAUAUGAUGUCAGCUAACAGUGGUUUCUAUAUGCCUGGUGUUUCUAUGCAUCAGUACCAACCGGGAUACCCUAAUCAACCCGUAUAUGCCAGUCCCCAAUUUCAUCCUCAAAUGAUACCCCAACCCACGACUGACGGUUCUUUGCCUAUGCCUGGACAACCUCAGAUGUCUCAAGCUAAUAUUCCAAUGAAUGUAAACCAAAUGGGAACAAUAUCUCAGUCGAUGCCACAGAUGACAAAUACGUAUGCCAUGUCAACGUCUGGCGUAGCUUUAAGCCAACCGCCAACUAGUGUCCAAGCUCCAAUGAACCAGCCAAAUAUACGACCAAUGGGCCAACAAAUACCCUUACAACAGCAAAUGAUGAUGCAGCAGAUGCAACAAAUGCGUUUGUCUAGCCAGCCUGGCGUUCAUCAAAUUGUACCACCAAAUGUACCAAAUGGUCUCCCGGGUCAGAAUAUUCCUCAACAAAAUCCACAGUCUACUCAACAAUUACCGAAACAAAAUGUAUCAAAUCAUUCCCAGCCAACUAAUCCUAUGAUGCCACCAAUGACAAUCGGUCAGUCUAAUAUGAGCCAACAGAACAAUCCUAGCAACCCAAUGUAUCCAAUGCAAAUGCCAAAUAUGAGAAUGCCUUUUAUGCAUAAUAAUCAGCCAAAUAAUAACCAACAAAUACCCGUGUCUGGUUAUCCUAUGAAUGUACAAAAUCCUCAAAGUAACCAACAGGCACAAACGCAAAUUCCACACAUAGGCCAAAUGCCUUUACCUGGUCAACCGAUGCCUAUGCCAGGACAACCUAUGAUUCAAAAUCAAACUUUACCGGGUCAAAAUCAACAAUUAACCCAAGUGCCACAAAUGAACCAAAAUCAAGGUCAGCAGAUUUCUCAAUCUCAACCGCAAAUGUCUCAAGGUCAAACGAUUCCUAUGCAAGGUCAUCCAGCACAAGCGCAAGGUCAACAAGGGAUGAUGCAAGGCCAACCAAUGCAACAUCAAGGGCAAAACAUGCAACAACCAAAUCAAAAUAAUAUGACACAAAACCAGCAAAUGCCGCCCAACUCUAUGAUGGCCAAUCAGCAAGGACAGCAGAUGGGUCCAAUGCAACAGAUUUCCCAGCAUAAUAUAUUGCCCGGUAGUAUGCCACAACAACCUCCGCAAAUGCAAGGCCAAGUGCAGCAACAGGUGCCGAAUCAAGGGCAACAACAACAACAGGGUAUGCCUCAAAACAUGCAAGGUCAGCCAAUGAAAGUUCAACAAAACUUUGGAAAUAACCCUCCGAACCAACAGCCAGCAGUGCCAAAUCAACAAGUCCAGCAAGUUCAGACUCCCGUUAAGUCUGAACACAAUAACAACACUGCGGAGCUGAUAAGCUUCGAUUAAAUUUAAGUGGUAUAUCAGAAAAAGAGAUCUAUAUAUUAUAGUUAGAUUAUCUAUUUAUAAUUUAAAUGGGAAUUUAUGACAAAUUUGAUAACUCACUAGGAAUGUGAUAUGAUGUUAAAUUCUUAAAGUAAUUUUAAGCAUGUACUCACUCUGCUUUUAAAAUACUUUCGAUGUUUUAAACUAUUCUUAAAAUUAUAUUAUUGUGCGAAUUAUGCGAUUCCUUGAGAGUUACAUUACAUCACAAUCUUACAUUGAAUACGAUAAUGAUUUACGGGCAGUAGUCAAUUUAGAUUUUAGAGAAAUGGCCUUGUAAUCUAUGUAAAUGUGCUAAAGUGUAAUAUAUCUAUCGUAUGUAAUUUAAUUAAGAUAAUAAUACGAGAUAUAUUAAAAUUCAAAUUAAUAUUUUUAUUUUUCUUUGCAAAUAAUUGUUUUGUAAUAUUUAUAUCUAAGUUACGAUUUAUUAUGUAUAAAUACUAAUACAUUUCUGAAAAGUU